Messenger RNA from Cotesia congregata, 1077 nucleotides. Lineage: Eukaryota; Metazoa; Arthropoda; Insecta; Hymenoptera; Braconidae. The record is from the annotation of a GenBank genome assembly.
AUGAAGAAAAAAAAAUGGUAUUGCCGGUUUGGUGUUUUAGGAUGUACAUGGAGAGAGACAAUAAGUACGUGUGUACUGGAAUCGGACUUUGGUUUCAUGCUUAACUGUGUCUUCAAAAAAUCAUCCCUCUUUCGAGUAAGAAAUCUUGGUGGUGUCAAAGGUUACGUCGGCCUCGGUUUUUCUGUCGGUGAUGAACUCGGAUUUCAAGAAUCAUUAUCCAAUUUGGAGAGCAGCAAGCGACGUAGUGUACAAGCCGAUGGAAGAAAUACUGUUGGUAUAGGAAGUGGGGUACAGCAGAGCUUAGCAAUGAAUGUCAACGAUCUUUCGUACGCUCAACCUUUGCCACACAUCGUUGCUGCUAUACCUCCAGCUGGAAGCAUUGUUAACAUGAACAAUAAAAUAGCAAGCGAUUCAAAACCUUUGACAAGUAAGAUGUCAGUUUCUAAUAGUGGGCUACCUUUCAUUGCGAUGCCUGAAUCAUCUGCACAAUUGACCGAUCGUAUUAGUCACAGUCCAGCUAUCAUACAAGAUUCUGAUAAUCAAUUAUCUAAGGACAAUUUUAUUCAGCUUCCAUUGCCAAAUGAUGAAAUGACGGCAUCAGUUAACGAAAUGACACUUCAGUCACUAAAUCCAGCAAACACAGCAGAAGCUGUUGAAUCAACAAAGCAACAGAAUGGAAAACGUCAAUCUCUACCGUCAUUAAAACCGAUUCAAGGAAUGGAAACAUCUCUGAAGGCUCUUGCAGAAGCUAGAACAACGAAAGUAAUGAACGCGCCCCGAGAAUAUUACCCGAUGAGUUAUGACAAAAAUUUCGACGACAAUUUCGCAAGCAGAGUUGAUUUACCGGAUACGAGUUUUUACUGUGGAGAUCAGAAGCAUUUUCCGGGGCUGUAUGCCGAUGAAGAUCUAGGCUGCAUGGUAUUCCAUGUAUGCGCGUUAACAGAUCAAGGUUUAAUAAUGAAAAGUUUUCUGUGUCCUGAAUCGACGCUCUUUGAUCAGACAAUUCUCAAAUGCAACUGGUGGUUCUAUGUCGACUGUAAAUCAUCAAAGAGUUUGUAUGACAGCAACAUUCCUAUC